Xenopus laevis (African clawed frog) is the source of this 1769-nucleotide messenger RNA. RefSeq names its product cytochrome P450 2K4-like S homeolog (gene cyp2k4.S). Gene Ontology annotation, molecular function: iron ion binding; oxidoreductase activity, acting on paired donors, with incorporation or reduction of molecular oxygen; heme binding. Gene Ontology annotation, biological process: xenobiotic metabolic process; aflatoxin metabolic process. Lineage: Eukaryota; Metazoa; Chordata; Amphibia; Anura; Pipidae. The record is from RefSeq and is marked provisional. Gene Ontology annotation, cellular component: cytoplasm; membrane.
AGCAGGGCAGGUAUUCAGAGAGAAGGAGACAAUGGACCUGGUGUAUUCCCCCUCUGUGUGUCUAUUGCUGGUAACAGCUGUAUUAAUUCUGCUUUAUGCUUUGAGAGACUGGAUAAGAAGACCAGCUAAGAAUUUCCCUUCAGGGCCCCCAUCGCUACCGUUGAUUGGACAUUUGCACAUGAUAAAUCUCAAAAGGCCCAGUGAUGCACUAAUGAAGAUGUCAAGGAAACAUGGCAAUAUAUUCAGGGUUCAGAUGGGAACUGUGGAAAUGGUUGUGCUGUCAGGCUAUGACGCAGUGAAGGAAGCCCUUAUUGACAAUGCAGAAGUAUUUUCAGAAAGACCUUUUGUCCCAGUUUUUGAAGACAUGCACCAGGGAUACGGUAUUCCAUUCGCUCGUGGUGAUAACUGGAAAGAGAUGAGAAGGUUUACCCUUUCCACAUUCCGUGACUUUGGCAUGGGCAAAAGAACUAUAGAGGAUAAGAUCAUUGAGGAAUGUGGUUUUCUGAUUAAAGAAGUUGAAGUAUAUAAAGAUGAGCCUGUCGAGCUAAAAGAAUUCAUAAGUGUUGCUGUUGGCAAUAUCAUUUCAUCUAUUGUGCUUGGACACCGCUUUGAUAAUUACCAGCACCCAACUUUAUUAAGAGUUCUGCACCUCGUUCAUGAAAAUUUCAGACUUCUUGGAAGUCCUUCAGUUAUAUUAUACAAUAUAUUUCCAAUUUUACGCUUCUUCCCCGGUGACCACAAGAGAAUUAUGAAAAAUCUGGAGGAAUUGCAUAGCUUUCUGCGGGAAACUUUUAUGAAGCACCUUAAAGUUCUUGAACGAGACGAUCAAAGAGGUUAUAUUGAUGCAUUUCUUGUCAGGCAACUCGAGGAAAAAGGGAAUCCUAAGUCUUAUUUUCAUGAAAAGAACCUUAUAAGUAUUCUGGCAACUUUAUUUGCUGCUGGAACAGACACAACAAUCGCCUCUAUCCGCUGGGCAAUAUCCUUUAUGGUAAAAAAUCCUCUUAUCCAAAAACGUGUUCAUGAGGAAAUUGAUCGAGUGAUUGGAUCAUCUCAGCCACAAUUUCAUCAUCGCAAAAGUAUGCCCUAUACCAACGCUGUCGUUCAUGAAACGCAAAGGGUUGCCAAUGUUGUGCCAAUGAAUUUACCACAUGCAACCACCAGGGAUAUUAACUUCAAGGGUUAUCAUCUGCCAAAGGGUACCUACGUUGUCCCACUGCUCGAGUCUGUUCUCUUUGACAAAACACAGUUCGAAAGAGCAGAAGAAUUUUAUCCGGAGCAUUUCCUGGAUUCAGAUGGCAAAUUUGUCAUGAAACCGGCCUUUUUGCCCUUCUCAACAGGAAAGAGGAUCUGCAUAGGAGAAACACUUGCCAAAAUGGAGCUGUUCCUUUUCUUUACAAGCCUCAUGCAGAAGUUCUCUUUUCAUCCUACGCCUGGGGACCCAAACUUUGAUGUCAAGCCGGCUAUCGGUUUAACAAGUCCUCCACUUCCACGAAAACUUUGCAUUGUGCCACGCUCAUAAGUUCAACUCCAUUAGCAUAAAUUUAAAUUUGGCAUUUGUGUGGUUUUCUUUUUGCCCCUUUUGUAAAGUGUAUGACAUGCAAAUGAAUGAGGCUUAACUCAUUUAUCAUAUUUAUGCAUCCAGUUGUCCCAGUAAUAAAUGAGCUCUAGAAUUUACAGAUAUAUUUCUGGCUGUAGAAAGUCUUUCACUUUGUUCUGUUUGUGUAAAUAUGGUUUGAAUAAAAGAGCAUAAUAAUUAAAGAGAAGCAAAA